GGGGCGGGGGCUGCGCGCGCCCGGGCCUGCGGGGAGUUCGCAGCGCCGCGUUUCCCGGGACGGGCGAGCCCCCUGCCCUUCACCUCCCGACCCGGCGGCUGUCUUGUCACGAUUGCUGUUGGUUUCCCGGUUCAAAGAGCGGCCUGAGGAAGCGGGGCGAGCGGCUGCGAAGCCGACCCGAACGGACGUUGGGUGUUGUUGGUUUGGGUUCUCAACGAAAACUUGACGCGUCGUUUGAAUAAAUACCAUUUCCCGAAGAGCCCGGGUUUGGCGGUGGUGAAUUUUGAAAAACUCCAAAUCUUAUUUGAAUGUGAAAAGUUAGAGCCUUCCUGCAGGAUGCUGUUUUCGCUGCUCCUUUGUGAAUGUCUGUGGCUGAUCGCUGGCUUUGCUCAUGAUGAUGACUGGAUUGACCCCACGGACAUGCUCAACUAUGAUGCUGCGUCCGGAACAAUGAGGAAAUCGCAGGUGAGAAAGGAGGUCAGUGCGGACUCGUCAUACGCUGAUGAAUUGUCGGGAUGUUACAGCAAACUUGAUUCUGUAAUUCAUAAGGUUGAUGAAUGUGAAAAGAAAAAGAGGAAAGACUGUGAAAGUCAAAAUAAUCCUGUUUUUAGGAGAUACUUAAAUAAGAUUUUAAUUGAAGCCAGGAAGCUUGGACUUCCGGAUGAAAACAGAGGUGACAUGCACUACGAUGCUGAGAUUAUCCUUAAAAGACAGACCUUGAUAGAAAUAGAGAAGUUUCUCAAUGGGGAAGACUCGCUGCCAGGCGCCCUGGAUGAUGCACUAAGUGAUAUUUUAAUUAAUUUUAAGUUUCAUGAUUUUGAAAGAUGGAAGUGGCGAUUUGAAGAUUCCUUUGGCGUGGAUCCAUAUGAUGUGUUUAUGGUGCUUCUGUGUCUGCUCUGCAUCGUGAUGCUAGUAGCCACCCAGCUCUGGACGUAUGUUCGUUGGUACACCCAGCUGAGACGUAUUUUACUCAUCAGUUUCCUCAUCAGUUUGGGAUGGAAUUGGAUGUAUUUAUACAAGGUGGCUUUCGCGCAGCAUCAGGCCGAAGUCGCCAAGAUGGAGCCGCGAAGCAACGUGUGUGCUGAGAAGAUGGACUGGUCCGGGAGCCUCUGGGAAUGGUUUAGAAGUUCAUGGACCUAUAAGGAUGACCCCUGCCAAAAGUACUAUGAGCUCUUACUCGUCAAUCCUGUUUUGUUGGUACCACCAACAAAGGCCCUGGCAGUGACGUUCACCAACUUUGUGGUGGAGCCGUUGAAGUACAUCGGAAAGGGAACCGGGGAGUUCAUCAAAGCGCUCAUGAAGGAGAUCCCCGGGCUCCUGCACGUCCCGGUGCUCAUCGUCAUGGCGCUGGCGGUCGUGAGUUUCUGCUAUGGUGCUGGACAGUCGGUCUUUAUGCUGCGACCCUUCGGUCCCGCCAGAGAGCCCCCCCUGGCUCUACAGCCAGGUGACAAGCGCCGGCAGCAGGAAAUUGACUAUAGACCCCGUGGUGGAGCAGGUGAUGCAGACUUUGGUUCUAGGGGCUACCUUGGCCUCGUUGAGCAAGGCCCGUAUGACAGACCGUGUGAGAGUAGAAGAGAUGUUGGGAGAGAGAGAGUUGUUGACGUGAGAUUUCAGACUGGCCACAAGAGCCCCGAAGUGCUCCGGGCGGUUGAUAGACCAGACGCAGAGGCGCGAGAGCAUCCCGCGGCGCCCAGCGCCAGAGAGACUGAUGGAGCCCCGGAAAGAAGCGCACCCCGGGAGGAAGCGCACCCCGGGAGGAAGGCAGAGGGCAGCACCGAGAGCAGCCGGCAUCCUGAGCCCGGCUCUGGCCAGGGGGCGCCAGGGGUGGCAGAAGAUCCUGCAGCGGGAAAGGCCCCACUCAGGAUUCAGGACGAAGGCAGCCCCGAGGAGGGCGGCACACCCCGCCCAGCGAGCACAGCUGUCGCAGAAGCAGGUGGGAGAGACCCGGCCGGUGGCCCAUGAGGCUGGAGGAGCCCUGACUCGCACCACAGCUUGGAGGCCAUCUUUUUGUAAAGAAUCUUGUACACUCUUCACAACUGUUUCCUACAGAUUUCUGACAUUUACUCCAAAAAUGUGCCAACUUAAGCAUUAAUAUUUUUACUGACAAUCAGAAUAACACAUGUAUUUCUGUUCAUUUAA
Molecule: messenger RNA, 2139 nt
Organism: Myotis lucifugus (little brown bat)
Lineage: Eukaryota; Metazoa; Chordata; Mammalia; Chiroptera; Vespertilionidae
Gene: CLCC1
Product: chloride channel CLIC like 1
Exons: 11
Coding region: 337-1962 (541 amino acids)
Cellular component (GO): membrane; endoplasmic reticulum
Molecular function (GO): chloride channel activity
Source: RefSeq, a predicted model, not a curated record